AUGAUUCUCAUGAAUCUUCUGCUCGCGUGCAUCUUCGCCCUGUGCGUCGUUGCCGCACCCACGGACUUCGAGCUACACUCUCCGGUCGCGAUUCCUGUCCCCGGCUCUGCAACCUACGACGCCGACGUCGCUGCUAUCCUUGCCUACGUCCGUUCUCACAACUCUUCCCCCGUCCAGAGGUCCGCCGCCGAUGAGCCAAUUACUAGGUUAUGCGGCUUCUACGAAAGUACUCCCGACUCCAAACCCCUCUGGAAGGAGAUGCGCGAAGAUGGGUCGAUGAACUAUCGCAGCUUCGAGCUGGAUCCGGGCUCCACGAUCAAGAGCGUCCUCAACCGCCACUGCGGAUUCUGCAUGUACUUCGACGAAAAGGGCGCUCUCAUCAUGUCCGUAGGACCCGAUGAAGUGAAGUUCGCGCAUCCUACAACUGCCAAGACCUACAUCUGCUGGCGUCCGCCGCUGAAGGGUCACGAAGGCGGUAACUGA
Messenger RNA from Alternaria ventricosa, 483 nucleotides. RefSeq lists its product as uncharacterized. The record is from RefSeq and is a predicted model, not a curated record. NCBI's taxonomy places the organism in Eukaryota, Fungi, Ascomycota, Dothideomycetes, Pleosporales, Pleosporaceae. Bases 1 to 483 code for a protein of 160 amino acids. The transcript is spliced from 2 exons.